GUGCAGCACUAGCUAGGGAAUCAUAAGCGUGAGCACUUUCAUUUCCACUCUGCUAUAGUUUGUCCAAUGAGACGAAAGAGUAGAUAUAAACAAAACCUGAUUGCUGUGACCGCAGCUAUUGACUCCCAAGUAGUGACGCUGUAUAUUGGUAAUUCUGAUUAUUGUGAAUUGUGGGGAAUUUUAUAUUAAAAUUGUUGGAUUUUUUCAUAAUUUGCGCAUGUCUUGCGCUUCUCUCUCGCUUUGUUGUAUAUAACCACUCUUUUCUUUGCAAAUGCUCAAGUUCGAAGUUUGAUCAGUGUUAAAGUGGCAUGUGAUAUUGGUGAAGAAAGGUUAGAAGUUAUUACACAGACAAAAGUAUUUGCUGUUAAAAUUGAAAUAGACUAUCAUAUACAAUGAAUAUUGCGGAUGGAGUUGGAUACACGCGAUCGGAAGUAUUUGUACUUGUGGCAAGAAUAUCGUUUAUUGCGGCUUUUGGAUUUUUCAGUAUGAAAUGGAUUAUGAAUCAACUUGAUCCUACGAACAAUGCAAAGAAAAAAGCUAGAAAAAAGGCACAAGAACAGUUACGAAAAUUGGCCAAAACUGAUAACCUACUGUGGACAGUAGAUAUGGAUCAGUUGACAGAUUAUGAAAUGAUGAUAGCUAAUCAUAUAGUAGAUCCUAAAGAUAUUCGAGUUUCAUGGGAAAAUAUUGCAGGCCUUGAACAUGUUAUACAAGAACUCAAGGAAACUGUAAUACUGCCUAUACAAAGAAAGGAAUUAUUUGAAGACUCUCAAUUAACACAAGCACCAAAGGGUGUGUUGUUGCAUGGGCCACCAGGUUGUGGUAAAACAAUGAUUGCCAAAGCAACUGCUAAAGAGACUAAAACAUGUUUUAUUAAUUUAGAUGUAAGCAUUCUAACUGAUAAAUGGUAUGGUGAAAGUCAAAAAUUAACUGCAGCUGUAUUUUCAUUAGCUGUGAAACUUCAACCAUGUAUAAUCUUUAUUGAUGAGAUAGAUUCAUUUUUAAGAGCACGUAAUUCACAAGAUCAUGAAGCAACAGCAAUGAUGAAGGCACAAUUUAUGUCUCUGUGGGAUGGAUUAAUUACAGAUUCUUCUUGCACUGUUAUAAUAAUGGGUGCUACUAACAGACCACAAGAUUUAGACAGAGCUAUUCUUAGACGUAUGCCAGCUACUUUCCACAUUGGUUUGCCAAAUGAGCAACAACGAAUGCAACUUCUGAAACUGAUCUUAGAUCAUGAACCAGUAGCUGAAAAUAUGGAUAUAGCAAAACUGGCGAAAAUAACGGAAGGCUUUUCUGGAUCAGAUCUGCAAGAACUUUGCAGAAAUGCGUCGAUUUAUCGUGUUCGAGAUUAUUUGCGAACUCAUACACAAGAGGCAAGUACUACCAGUACUGACGAUGAGGAAUAUCAUGAUGCAGUACGACCUAUAACAAUGGAAGAUCUUCUCACAUCGUACAAAAAAAUAAAAACAUCUAAAAUACAUACGGGUACUCUUAGUGCUCUUAAAUCUGAUAUAGACUAAACAAGAUAUUAUAAUAUAUCAAUCUACUUUAAAAUUCUUUUAUUUAAAAAAAAAAGUUAGGAAAACAAUUUUAUAGUAAUAUUUCUCCUUUUCAAAUAUCCAAAUGUGUGUAAAAAAAAUGUUUGCCUUACUGCAAAAUUUCAUAAUUGGUAAAUAAUUACUUACACUAAAAGGAAUAGAGCGCGUGAAAGAAGAAUGUAUAUAUACAUAACCAUGUAUAUAAUAUAAAAUUACGUUUGAUAAAAUUAUUAACCUACAUAUUUCAAGACGAAAAAAUUUGAGUCUAAUUUAAAUUAUUAUACUGCGUACAACACAUUGUUUUAAUAAGGUUUAUGAUACAAAGAUGAUGUAAAAAAGCCUAUACUUUCUUCACACGCAAUUUGAUUAAAAGUCACUGAAUUUUUCAAUAUUUAUAUUUUGCCAUUUUAAUUUAAUUCUAUUUUAAUUUCUUUUUUAUUAGUUAGUGAAUUAAAAUUAAUCAUACUGGUAGUUUCUAAAUAUGUCCGUGCAUAACAGUGCAUUUAAGUGUAUAUACGUGAUUUCGAUUAAUAUAGGAAAUAUUAAUAUGGAUAUAUCUUCAUUAUUGUUAUGUAAAUUAAUUUGUUAAUUGAUUGUUACUUAAAUGUAUAAGCUUUUGUAUUUAUCAGUGUACAGAUAAGAAUUCAUAAUUCUUGUUCAUAAAUAAGCAGAUAUUUCGAAUAUUAUUAUUGAUCGCGUCUUCGCAAUUGAUAAAAACAAAAUUAGCAGCGAUAAAGAAAUUAUUAUAUCUAAUGCACAAAUAAUUUAAACUUGAGAUGGAGACUAUAACCAAACUUAACAGUACGUGUAUAGAAAAAUUAACACUGUUCGAAAAUAAUUUUGUGUAAAAGACAAUGCAAAUUUAUGAAAUACCGAAAAGAAAGAAUUAUAGUUUCAUAUAUUAAAUAGUUUGUUUCUAUGUAUACGUAUAUGACAUUUGGUUAAAGAUUACAAUAACUUUUAA
Messenger RNA from Bombus impatiens (common eastern bumble bee), 2502 nucleotides. RefSeq names its product ATPase family AAA domain-containing protein 1-B (gene nmd). Gene Ontology annotation, molecular function: ATP binding; ATP hydrolysis activity. The transcript is spliced from 6 exons. The record is from RefSeq and is a predicted model, not a curated record. The coding region runs from base 393 to 1520 and encodes 375 amino acids. NCBI's taxonomy places the organism in Eukaryota, Metazoa, Arthropoda, Insecta, Hymenoptera, Apidae. Gene Ontology annotation, cellular component: mitochondrial outer membrane.